Cyprinus carpio (common carp) is the source of this 2600-nucleotide messenger RNA. Its product is annotated as voltage-dependent calcium channel gamma-5 subunit-like. Gene Ontology annotation, molecular function: voltage-gated calcium channel activity; channel regulator activity. Bases 351 to 1178 code for a protein of 275 amino acids. The transcript is spliced from 7 exons. NCBI's taxonomy places the organism in Eukaryota, Metazoa, Chordata, Actinopteri, Cypriniformes, Cyprinidae. Gene Ontology annotation, cellular component: postsynaptic density membrane; AMPA glutamate receptor complex. The record is from RefSeq and is a predicted model, not a curated record. Gene Ontology annotation, biological process: calcium ion transport; neurotransmitter receptor transport, postsynaptic endosome to lysosome; transmission of nerve impulse.
CGUACUCUCACAUAACACACACACGCGCGCGCACACACACAAACGUACGAACAACACGCUCGCUGGCUCGUGUUCAUUCUCGUGGUCAGACUGCGCCGCGAGGAGCUGCUUUACUCCACAGCUGGAUUACACUUAGAUUUACUCUCACCAACAACAUCCUUCAGGUGCAUCCUCAUCGCAGCAGCAAUGGACGCUCUCACAUUCUGAGUUACAGAUUUGCUGGAGAUGGAAGUUGACACCCGCCAGAUUUACAGUCAGGAAGCAGCUCUUUGUAAAUUGACAGCACUGCAGCUGUGUUUCCCUCAGAUUAUCUGUGUGUGGUGAGCGCCCCCUGCUGAAGGCUGAGUGGCAUGAGCGCGUGCGGGAGGAAGGCUCUGACCCUGCUCAGCAGUGUGUUUGCGGUAUGCAGUCUGGGGCUGCUGGGUAUCGCCGUCAGCACUGACUACUGGCUCUACCUGGAGGAGGGUGUCAUCCUGCCUCUGAACCAGAGCGCUGACAUACGCAUGUCCAUCCACUCCGGCCUCUGGAGAGUCUGUUUUCUGGCAGGUGAGGAGAGAGGGCGUUGCUUCACCAUCGAGUAUGUGAUGCCCAUGAGCGUUCAGCUGACCAGUGAGUCUACUGUCAGUGUCCUGAAGAUGAUUCGUUCAGCCACACCGUUCCCCCUGGUCAGUUUGUUCUUUAUGUUCAUUGGUUUUGUGCUCAACAAUAUCGGACACAUUCGGCCCCAUCACACCAUACUGGCGUUUGUCUCUGGAAUCUUCUUCAUCCUGUCAGGUCUGUCUCUGGUGGUUGGUUUGGUGCUCUAUAUCUCCAGCAUAAAUGACGAGAUGUUCAGCAGGACCAAGAGUAAUGAGGCGUAUUUCAGCUAUAAGUACGGCUGGUCGUUUGCCUUCGCUGCCAUCUCCUUCCUGCUCACUGAGAGUGCAGGUGUGAUGUCCGUCUACCUGUUCAUGAAGCGUUACACAGCGGAGGAAAUCUACCAGCCUCACCCCAGCUUCUACCGGCCGCGCCUGAGCAACUGCUCCGAUUACUCGGGUCAGUACCUUCACCCCGACGCCUGGACGCGAGGACGCAGCCCAUCAGACAUCUCCAGCGACACCUCGCUCCAGAUGAACGCCAGCUACCCUGCCCUGCUCAAGUGCCCCGACUACGACCAGGUGUCCUCCUCUCCCUGCUGAAGUUCAGUGUCCAUCAGAACUGGGUUUGAAACAUAGAUGUGUGUCUUUGCCUUAUGAAAGAGAACAGACUGAUAGAAUGUAUGUCUGUAAUUUUCCUGUUCUGUAGUGAGCUAAUGACUUUGUCCCAGCAGGUGGCAGUAUAGUAUUCUUCUCUGGAGUGAUCCACACAACUGCUAAGAUGAAUAAUUAUUUAAGUUUAAAGUGCCCCUAUUAUGGAUUUUUGAAAAUUACCCUUCAUGCGAUGUGUAACACAGCUCUAAGAAAUCAUUGAAAAAGUCGUUUUUAAAACGAAUUCCAAGCUGUUUCAUGUUGACGUCAGUGUCUUUUCGCGUUAGGUUCUUUGCCACUAGGUUCUGCUUUUGGAGGGUAAAAAUAGUGGUUUCCUUGAAAACGCUGUAAACAAAGCAGCACUGCGCUCACAAACACUGCUUUAUCAGGCAUUACAGGCUCAUAAUGAAAUCUAUACUAAGAAAACAUUUACUAAAUAAAUGCAUGUUAUAAGACAAUGAAAGUGUUUUUGACCAUGCAUGCAUGUCAACCUGUUGUUGGGGACUCCCAAAACCAAAAUAUGGACCCUUCAUUACCCAUAUUAGGGGCACUUUAAUGUACAACUGGGUGUUGAUCAAUGUAAAUAUGUAUGGUGCUAAUACAAACAUGAAUUGUAGCCAUUAUGGAACAGUAGCCUUCAACUAGAUCAAUCUGCUUUUGAGAAUAGUAAAGAAUUAAUGCGUAUUAUACUAUGUAUUUAUGCAAUAUAAAAUCUAUUCAUAUCAAAUUGUAUACUUAUAGAGGUUGUUCUAAAAAAAAAAAAAAAACUAUUAGUAAAUAAGUGCAGAUGUUUUUAUAUGUAGCCAUAUAUUUAGAAAGAAAUUAACUCAUCAACAUAUACAAAGUAGGCCUAUAUAUAAUAGAAAAAAAAUACAAUUAUACCACAAAUAUUACAUAUUAUUACUCCACAUCUGAAAUGAAACACAUCAAAGUAGAAUAUUACCUGACAAUCUUUUAAAUAUUUGUGAUGGAAUUGUAAUAUUAUAGAGUUGUCCACAACUUACUUAAAAUUCAUUUCUUUUCUGCUAUAAAUAUAAAACCAAGCUAAUGGUGAACGUUCAACACUUGUUUUUUUUUUUUUUUUGGAUCAUCCAUGUUUGAUAAAACAUGGCAUAACACAGUAUAGUAUAGACAUAUAUUACAAAUGUUGCUUUUCUCUCUUUUUUGUAUCUGAAAAUGUAUCUGAAUUGUUGUUUCGUGUCUUUUUGUCAUAGCUAAUGUAUGAUGAUGCUUUCUACAUUAAUAUUUUGUAAGUGUCAGAAAGAUUGCAUUUACAGUGCAAUGGAUAUAAUCUAAACAUACUGCAAAACUUUCCUUGUUUUUCGUAAUCCCUGUUUCUUAAUUCUCCACUUACUAUAGACUUCUCAAAACCAA